Messenger RNA from Linnemannia hyalina, 1431 nucleotides. The record is from the annotation of a GenBank genome assembly. Lineage: Eukaryota; Fungi; Mortierellomycota; Mortierellomycetes; Mortierellales; Mortierellaceae.
AUGAGCGCACCCUCCGAGACCAUUCAACCCACCCCUUCUAGCAGCAGCACCGUGCCUCCUGUCACAGCCAAUAAACCGCCUCACGUCCUAAUUGGUGGUGCUGGUCUGGCUGGCCUUUUCCUCGGGAUUCUUCUGGAGAGAGCUGGGAUCCCCUAUGAGAUCUUCGAACGUGCCAUUAUGUGCCUGUCACCAAACAUUCUGCCAGCAUUCGAACAGCUCGGCUUGUUGGACGAACUUUUGUCGUUCUCCAAGCCCUCGUUUGGCGGAGUAAUGUUGACUGAUGAGCUGAAACCCAUUGGCAAAACUGUUGCCAAUGCUAAUUACUCUGAUUUCAUUGGGUAUGAUCACGUCCUCUUCGCCCGUCCUGAGCUUCAUGACAUGCUGUUCAAAAAAACUCCCAAGGAAAAGCUCCACAUGUCCAAGAAGAUCGUUUCACUUGACCAAGAUCAUGAUGGCGUUACCGUGACCUUUGGCGACAACACCACUGCCCACGGUGACAUUCUUGUUGGCGCCGACGGCGCUCACAGCGCCGUUCGUCAGCACUUGUACAAGACCAUGGAGAAGGAGAGCCUUCUCCCCAAGGCCGAUACCAAGGAUAUGAGCAAGGGUUACAUUUCCCUUGUAGGAACCACCAGUUCCCUCGACCCCGUCAAAUACCCUGGUGUCUUGGAGAAGGAAUCUGAGGCAUUUUAUAUAAUCGGAGAUAAAGACACGCCCUAUACUUGGGUGACCUUCACCAUUCCAGGCAACCGAAUCUGCUGGAACGUUAUCAUUCAGCUUGGACUUUCGUCCACCGCGGAUGAGCAAGCAGCGUCGUCGGACUGGACUAUUCAAGACAACAAGAAGAUGAUGGAUGAGAUCCGUCACUUCAAGACCCCUUAUGGCACCAUGGGAGACCUGUUUGAUGUGACCGACAUUGAGAAGGUCUCCAAGGUCUAUUUCGAGGACAAACUCUUCGAGACCUGGACGCAUGGACGAACCGUUCUUAUCGGAGAUGCUGCCCACAUGCUUCUUCCAAGCAGUGGAGCAGGAGCAGUGAACGCCAUGCAAGAUGCGGUUCUCCUCGCCAACCAUCUCUAUGACAUCACCCCCACCAACUUGAAGAACAUCAAGACUGCGCUGAGCAACUACAAGAAUGAACGAUUCGAUGCCAUCAAGGGUCAAUAUCCUCAGUCGCACAUCAAUGCCAAACUCAUCUAUGGUCAUACACUCUGGGAGCGAAUUCUCAGAUACGUCGUGUUUAACUGGGUCCCUGAAUCGCUCCAGCUCAAGCAAUUGCUUAAGGGUACUGGCUACCGUCCUCAGGCUAACUUUUUACCUCAGGCGCCAAAGCGUGGCACAAUGGAUGUCAUUCAUCAGAAGCCUUCGAAGCGCAUUGAGAAGGAUAGAGAGGAGGCAGCGAAGAAUGAAGCACUUGCUAGUGCUCUUUAG